Messenger RNA from Penicillium riverlandense, 2181 nucleotides. RefSeq names its product FHA domain-containing serine/threonine-protein kinase. Gene Ontology annotation, molecular function: ATP binding; protein binding; protein serine/threonine kinase activity. Gene Ontology annotation, cellular component: cytoplasm; nucleus. Gene Ontology annotation, biological process: protein phosphorylation; meiotic recombination checkpoint signaling. The coding region runs from base 1 to 2181 and encodes 726 amino acids. The record is from RefSeq and is a predicted model, not a curated record. NCBI's taxonomy places the organism in Eukaryota, Fungi, Ascomycota, Eurotiomycetes, Eurotiales, Aspergillaceae. The transcript has 6 exons.
AUGUUCAAGCUGUUCUGGUCCUCUUCCUUGCCCCCAGCAUCAACCUGCCUGGUGGGCACACUCACCCGCUGGGACCCAUCCACGCAUCAAACCAGCUCACCACGGGAGAUAUACAGCACGGAUGACAUCUACAUCGGACGAGACAAGCGAGCUUGCCAGUUCGUGAUCCCCAACCGCUUCGUUUCCAACAAGCAUCUCCGCAUCUACACCAUCCUCUACGACCGAGAAAUCCUACAUGAGAUCCCUCCUCUCGUGUACGCCCAGGAUCUCUCCCUGAACGGGACGCUGUGGAAUGAGUAUCCCAUGGGACGAGGGAAAGGCAGCUUUUUGCUCAGCGAUGGCGAUACGCUGCGAAUCACACAAGGCGAGUACCUGCGGUUCAAUUGUGCAAGAGACAAUAGACCCGAUCCGUUCAGCUGUCUGCAGCGGAUUGAAAUGAGGGAAUUCAAUGACCAUUAUGUUAUCACUCCGCGCAUUCUGGGCUCUGGUGCCUACGGACGAGUUCAUAUGGCGUUCAAAAAGAAAGAUGGCCAGCAACUCGCUUGCAAGAUUAUUGAGUUGCAGCUCGCCAAAGCAAAAGUCCCUGAGACCGCGAACGAAGGGCAGAUGUCGAAAUUCUUUACUGGUCGUCACGGCACAGCUUCCAAAGCAUUGGUCGCCGUGCGCAGAGAGAGCUCUCACCUGACAUCCAUUCGCGAAAGACUGGAGACAUACCAGCAGGAAGCCCUGAUUCUGCAUAAACUAUCUCAUCCCAACAUCAUCCGCGUCGAGAAGGUGAUCCGAUCUAGCAACACAAUCUACAUAUUCCAAGAGCUCGUCACAGCGGGCGAUCUUUUCUCCUUCCUCAACUACAAAGGCGGACGGCUUGAGGACAUACCAGCUGCAGUAAUCAUCAACCAGAUCCUGCUCGCACUAGACUAUCUCCAUGAUCAGAACAUCGUGCACCGCGAUCUAAAGCCUGACAAUACCCUGAUGACCUCACUGGACGAUGGAGCCAGAGUUGUUCUUACUGACUUCGGAUGCGCCAGAUACGUCAACCCUCCCAUGCAGCGCAUGUCCACCAUCGUCGGCACAGCCGAAUACUGCGCCCCGGAAGUGAAUACCCCCAACCGAAGAGGCUACACCAAAGCCGUAGACCUCUGGUCCCUGGGCUGCGUGACCGCCGUGGUGCUGACGGGGUACACGCCAUUCAACGAGCCCUUCAACUCAAUACCCAGCGAUCUCGAAGACCUGGAAGACGAGCUCGAUCGACUGAAUACCGGCCCGCUGGCGCGAAAUUUACUGCGCAAACUCCUGAUCACCGAUGAGGAGAGGCGCUUGGAUGUGAAGCAGGCGCUGCGCCAUAGCUGGUUCACGAAUAUUGAACACGCGCGCCGGUUCGAGGAACUGUAUCGCACUAUUGUGAGGGAGUGGAGGAGGCCUGUACAUCCGGAUGGGACUGGGGGUGGGAUUGUUGAUCUUGCGAGUUAUGCGAAGAGUGCGAGUGCGAGGACCGCGCAGGCUGGUGGGCAGCUGGAAGUGCGUGUGCGUGCUCGUGGUCUGGAGGAUCAUUCUCGGAAGGUAUCGAUUGAUCACGUCUCAGAGUCGGAGUAUGAGGAUGCCCCGGAAUAUAAGCCGGGGUCUUCUUUGCUGUCGACGUCCACGCUUGCAGAGCCGCUGCUUCCAGCGCAUACGCGAACAGGAGCAGGUGUUGAAGCGAUGGCGUUGGCUGCUUUUGGACCACGAACUCAUCAACGCGAAGGGGUCCGAGAUCACCCAGCGCAGCCCUUGAGUAAUCUGCGUCCAGUGCAUGUGAACACCAGAAUCACAAAUCAUAUUCAGCCGAAACCCCUUCGUCCUGGUGAGAAAGUGAUUGUGCAGAACCACCCGUCGACCCGAUUGCCUGGUACCCAUUUCCACACUCGAAUCCAACACCAUCAGCACGUGGAUCCAAGCCCACGCCAUCGGUUGUCUUUGUCCUCACACGAAGUAUCUCGGGACACGAAGAAGAGGCCCCUUCUUCAUGAAAGUUCUUCACCACCACAAACUCACGGUACUAAACCUACUACAUGGACAAGCAGCAAGGAAAACCCCAUGGACGAAGACGACCAGGUAUACGAAGAAGUGCGAAAUCCCGUGACAGGGAAGCGACAGCGACGCGUUUACGGACGCGGAAUGGACAUAGCAGCUGCUUUCGUGUGA